AUAAAGUGUGACUUGGUGUUAAAAGUUUUAUAUAUAUGCUGACAAAUCAGUGAAGCAUAACUGACAUAACAAUGGAGUUUCCAAUUAUCACUCUCAGAAACAUUCCUGCAAUUCACAGGAUUUUACUACUAGCCGUAGUGAUUCUAACGGCGUUAGGCAACGUUCACGGCCGUCAUAAAGUACACAAAUGGGAAACAAUAGAGUACUCCGCCAUAAGUUGCAGAGCACACACCGCUUGGUUGACGGAUUUUGGUGGAGUUGGUGACGGAACGACGUUGAACACUAAUGCUUUUAAAACUGCCGUUGAUCACUUGAGUCAGUUUCAAUCAGACGGUGGUUCGCUGCUGUAUGUACCCGCCGGAAAAUGGUUGACGGGGAGUUUUAAUUUGACUAGCCAUUUUACUCUGUAUUUCGACAAAGAUGCCGUUCUUCUCGCCUCUGAGGAUGAAAAUGAUUAUCCGGUGAUUGCACCGCUGCCAUCCUACGGUCGAGGAAGGGAUAAUGACGGAGGUAGAUUCAUUAGUCUUAUUUUUGGAGCCAACCUCACCGAUGUUGUCAUCACAGGGGAAAAUGGAACAAUUGAUGGUCAAGGGCAGCUAUGGUGGGACAAAUUCCACAAAAAAGAACUACAAUAUACAAGGCCAUAUCUGAUAGAAAUUAUGUACUCUGAUAACAUUCAAAUCUCGAGUCUUACAUUGGUUAAUUCUCCUUCAUGGAAUGUCCAUCCUGUAUAUUGCAGCAAUAUUAUUAUCCAAGGCAUCACUAUCCUUGCACCAGUCAGAUCUCCAAAUACUGAUGGGAUUAACCCUGAUUCUUGCAUAAAUACUCGAAUAGAAGACUGUUACAUUGUCUCUGGAGAUGAUUGUAUUGCUGUUAAGAGUGGCUGGGACGAGUAUGGAGUUGCAUUUGGGAUGCCAACAAAGCAGCUCGCUAUAAGGCGAAUCACCUGCAUUUCUCCAACCAGUGCUACAAUUGCAUUAGGCAGUGAAAUGUCUGGAGGAAUUCAGGAUGUAAGAGCAGAGGACAUAGUAGCAAUCGAUACAGAAUCAGGGGUUCGAAUCAAGACUGCAGUAGGACGAGGUGGAUACGUAAAGGAUAUAUAUGUUAAAGGUGUGACAAUGAAAACCAUGAAAUAUGUAUUCUGGAUGACAGGAGAUUAUGGUUCUCACCCUGAUAACAAUUAUGAUCCGAAUGCAUUGCCUGUGAUCGACAACAUCAAUUACCGCGAUAUGGUUGCUGAGAAUGUGACCAUUGCUGCUAAGCUUUCAGGAAUUUCUGGUGAUCCAUUCACUGGAAUUUGCAUAUCAAAUGUCACGAUUGAGUUGGCGCCUAAAGCAAAGAAACUGGCUUGGAAUUGUACAGAUAUUUCGGGGAUUUCAAGUGGUGUGGUUCCUCAGCCUUGUGAGUUGUUGCCAGAUCAGGGAACAGAGAACGUUGCGCCCUGUAAUUUCCCAACAGAGAACUUACCAAUUGAUGAAAUGAAAGUUCAGACGUGUUACUGCAGGAAGAAAAUAUAUUAACACAUCAAGGCAUAGAAGGAUGAUCAUAUUAUAAUCAGUCAAAUCAUUCUGUUGCUUACACCUCUUAACUGUGGAUGAUAUACACUAGCCAUGCGAAUAUCUGUAACUUUUACAUAUUUUUAAAUGCUACUAUCAGUUAUUGCAGCCAAAAUUUCAAGGACAAAUCAUAGCAAGAAGAUUGUUGGUGAAUA
Messenger RNA from Nicotiana tabacum (common tobacco), 1711 nucleotides. Its product is annotated as putative polygalacturonase. The record is from RefSeq and is a predicted model, not a curated record. Lineage: Eukaryota; Viridiplantae; Streptophyta; Magnoliopsida; Solanales; Solanaceae. Gene Ontology annotation, molecular function: polygalacturonase activity. Gene Ontology annotation, biological process: carbohydrate metabolic process.